This is a messenger RNA of Prorocentrum cordatum, 357 nucleotides long. Lineage: Eukaryota; Dinophyceae; Prorocentrales; Prorocentraceae. The record is from the annotation of a GenBank genome assembly.
AUGGUAAAGAGCUGCAUUGCUGCAGGUGCGGGCAACGCGUCGGCUAUGGGCGGCAACUCGAUGGCAAUGGGAGGCAACAUGACGGGCAUGAGCAGCAUGAGCGGCGGCAUGGGCGUCGGUCAGAUGGGGACGCCGAGGUCUACCACGCCACUGAUGCCGCAAGCAGUUCCGCUAGUCAUGAUGGUUCUCGACGAGAAGGCGAAGGAGCUGUUGCAGCAGCUUCCGUACGAGAAGCAAGUCGACCUAGCAAGCUUCCUGCAGCAGAAGAUGGGGGACGGGGGUAUACGGAAUCCUUCGGCGUGGAUGGCGAAGAGCUGCAUCGCGGCGGGCGCCCAGUCAGGGGGUGGCUCCAUGUAG